CUGAUCGGGGUCUAGCCCUUCACUCGUCCCCUCUUCUCGCUAUUGUCGCCCCACACGGCUCACGUCACUUCUGGGAGGGAGGGUCUUUCCCCGCUCGCGCGUACUUCCGCCCGCGCCUACAGUUAGUCCUCCAACCCUGGGGACGGAACUUCCGGUCUUCUCUAGCGCCUUCCGCAGUUCUCUUCCGGGUGAUGGCGGCCGGGUGCCCCGGAUGUAGCCCUGGGAAAAGCUUUUUCUCCCGUUCUUCCUCCGCCUUCCCUGGCUCCUUAGCCGGAUCUGGUCCGACCAAGUGAAAGAUCUGUUUUGCAGGGGGCCCUGUCGCAGUGAGUAUCUUCCUCACCCAGUUCCCCUUAAUCUGCAUCCUUGCCCUCAGCUCAGCUUGGGGAAGACCCUCUGACCAAUCAUGCUAAAGAGGAAAGUGACCUUCCAAGGCGUGGGAGACGAGGAGGAUGAGGAUGGAAUCAGUGUCCCCAAGAAGUUGGUGGACUCUGUGGCUGGGGUAGGGGGUCCUGGGAGCCGCUUCAAAGACAAACACUCUUUGGACAGCGAUGAAGAGGAUGACGAUGAUGAUGGGUCCAGCAAAUAUGACAUCUUGGCCUCAGAGGAUGUGGAAGGUCAGGAAGCGGCCACACUCCCCAGUGAGGGAGGUGUGCGGAUCACACCUUUCAACCUGCAGGAAGAGAUGGAGGAAGGCCACUUUGAUGCUGAUGGCAACUAUUUCCUGAACCGGGAUGCUCAGAUCCGAGACAGCUGGCUGGACAACAUUGACUGGGUGAAGAUCAGGGAGCGACCACCUGAUCAGCGCCCACUGUCAGACUCCGAGGAGGAGGACAGUCUGGGCCAGACACCAAUGAGCGUCCAAGCCCUCCUAGAGGGGCUUCUGGAGCUGCUGUUGCCCAGAGAGACAGUGGCUGGGGCACUGAGGCGUCUGGGGGCCCGAGGAGGGGGCAAAGGGGGCAGCAAGGGGCCUGGGCGGCCCAGUUCCCCCCAGCGCCUGGAUCGGCUUUCUGGGUUGGCUGACCAGAUGGUGGCCCGGGGCAACCUCGGAGUGUAUCAGGAGACAAGGGAACGACUGGCCAUGCGGCUGAAAGGAUUGGGGUGCCGGACCCAGGGAGCCCCUGACCCCACACCCCCACCGUCUCUGGACAUGUUUGCUGAGGAGGUGGCGGAGGCGGAGCUGGAGACCCCAACCCCUGCCCAGAAAGAAGAAGCAGAGUCACCCGGAGAUGGUUUGGCGGACGUGAUGUGGGAAUAUAAAUGGGAGAACACGGGGGAUGCUGAGCUGUACGGGCCUUUCAGCAGCACCCAGAUGCAGACCUGGGUGAACGAAGGCUACUUCCCAGAUGGUGUUUAUUGCCGGAAGCUCGACCCCCCCGGCGGACAGUUCUACAACUCCAAACGGAUUGACUUUGACCUCUACACCUGAGCCUACCGAGGACCCAGUUGGGUGGCCCUUUUUUUUUUUUUUUUUUCCUGGACUCUGUGGAGGAGGCCCUGGCUGUCUCGGGCAAUGAGGACAUCAGGGGGCUGCUUUUCUUUUCAGUCAAGUUCCUUUUCCCAAUAAAAGUUUUUAGUUGUGUCUUAGGGCCUUGGCUGUGCUGACGGCCAGAAGCCGGGGCCCUUUUCCACACUGCCUUUGGACUCA
Phacochoerus africanus (Common warthog) is the source of this 1645-nucleotide messenger RNA. RefSeq names its product CD2 cytoplasmic tail binding protein 2 (gene CD2BP2). Gene Ontology annotation, cellular component: U5 snRNP. Gene Ontology annotation, molecular function: protein binding. Lineage: Eukaryota; Metazoa; Chordata; Mammalia; Artiodactyla; Suidae. The transcript has 7 exons. Bases 404 to 1426 code for a protein of 340 amino acids. The record is from RefSeq and is a predicted model, not a curated record.